GAUGUCUAUUAUUAGAUCAAAUGAACGCACAUAUCACCCUACAUUAGUGAAAUAAGUUUCAUCCGCAUGACCCGGAAGUUCUCUGAGCUUUUGGUGACGGUGCAUUAGGCGACAUGGCUCAUCUCUGUUUGUUUAGCCUGUUGGUCCUGUCCCUGGUUCUCGAGACCCAGGCCCUGACCCCAACCCAUCAUCUGACCACCACUGAUGUAGCCAGACUUCAGGCUGUAUUGAGCCAGCCCUUCACUGACCUCAAGUCUGCUUAUUACUCUGUUGUUGGACUUAGCAAGUUGGGAAUCUUUGUUGCGGAUGCAGAUGAGACAUGCAGGUUUAUCAAGUCAAACCUGGAUCCCUCUAGCGUGGAGUCACUCUUUUAUGCGGCAGAAGCCAGCCAGGCUCUGUCUGGAUGUGAGAUUCCUGUGUCAAAUGACACACGUGAUUUGCUUUUGGCCACUGUCAGUGAGGACUCCACUGCCUCUCAGAUCCAUCAGUCUGUGAGUGCUCUCAGCGCUCUUGGGUUACCUCUGGCCUCACAGGAAGUGGUCAUUGCCCUGAAAGCUCGCAUCUCCAAAGAGGACAAUGUCUUGGCAAUCAUUUUGGCCCUGCAGACUGCGUCUCGUCUCUCUCAGCAAGCUGAACUUGGAGAUAUCCUAGAGGAGAUUGAGGAUCUCGCUGCCCGUUUAGAUGAUUUGGGUGGAGUGUAUCUUCAGUUUGAGGAGGGGCUGGAGGCCACAGCAUUGUUUGUUUCUGCUGCGUAUGCCCUGUCUGAUCAUGUGGACAUGGAGACCCCCCUGAAAGAGGAUCAGGUAAUCCAGCUAGUGAACUCUAUCUUCAGUAAGAAGUCCUGGGACUCUCUCUCAGAGGCAUUCAGUGUGGCUAGUGCGGCUGCAUCGCUUUCCAACAAUCGCUUCCAUGUGCCUGUCAUUGUCAGUGCCCAGGGCCCUGCUGCCGUAUCCCACAGCCAGCCCUUCCUCCAGCUUCAGGUGACGGAUGUCCUUUGCCAGCCCCUCAGUUCAGCAAGUGUGCUGGUGGAGUCGGCCAGUGCUGUGUCUUCAAAAUCUGCCAUCCUAAGCCAGGCACCUUUCACCCUCAGAGAUGGGGUAUUUGAGCUGAAUUUCAUGGCCAGCCAACCAGCGAGUGGCUACUAUCAGUUCUCUGUUGCCGUUGCUGGUGACAGCCGAUUUGUUGCUAACCAUGUUGAGCUCAAAGUAAAGGUCUCUACCCGAGUUGCCAUCAACAACAUGGAUUUGUCUGUCGUGGACAAGGACCAGAGCAUUGGCCCCAAAACCACCAGAGUGGAAUAUCCAACUAAAGCCAAAGCAUCUUUUAUGGCAGACAGCCAUCAAAACUUUGCCAUGACGUUCCAGUUAGCUGAUGAGACCACAGGAGUGGAACUCACCCCUCACCAGACCUUUGUGAGGUUACACAACCAGAAGACCGGUCAGGAGGUCGUUUUUGUGGCUGAACCUGACAGUAAGAAUUUGUAUAAGUUUGAGCUGGACACAGCUGAGAGAAAGACAGAGUUUGAUUCCAUCUCUGGCACCUAUGCUCUUUACCUGAUGGUGGGAGACGCUACGCUGGAGAACCCCAUUUUGUGGAACGUGGCUGAUGUUGUGCUGAAGUUCUUAGAUGAAGAGGCACCUGCAGCAAUUCAGGCUAAAACAUUGUAUGCACCCAAACCAGAAAUCCAGCAUCUUUUCAGAGAGCCAGAGAAGAAGCCACCCACAGUUGUAUCCAAUACAUUUACUGCCUUGGUCCUCUCUCCGUUUCUGCUCCUGCUCAUACUGUGGUUUAAACUUGGAGCCAAUAUGUCAAACUUCACGCUGUCACCCAGCACCAUUCUCUUCCACUUAGGCCAUGCAGCUAUGUUGGGUCUAAUGUACGUGUACUGGACUCACUUAAACAUGUUCCAGACUCUGAAGUAUUUGGCUAUCAUAGGCAGCCUCACAUUCCUGGCUGGGAACCGCAUGCUAGCACAAAAAGCUGUGAAAAGGAUUGCUGCAGAACAAAGUAGUAGGUUGGCAAAAUAUAGGAGUCUGCGAUAAAUGCCUGAAUGUUUUGCAAAAAGAAAGGCCAGUCUUCAGGCUGAAACUUGAUGGAAAAUGAUGCUGGCAAAAUCGAGAAGACCAUGGAUGUUUCAUAUUCAUGUUUUUUCUUUAUUUAAGAAAUUUGGGAACAGAAGCAUUGGUGGUGGUUUAAAAGUGAAACAAAGAUGCAGGCCGGAAUAUUCUGGAAUUUUCAAAAAUACAAAUUGAAUUUGACAAUUAAGAAACAUGCAGUUUUCUUUUUUUGACAGAUGAAUACAUUGAGGAUAUAUGAUGAUUGUUGCUUGUACAUUGAAUUGUUUGGUGGUGAUUCAAAUGAAAGUUUGUGAUAUUCUACUGCUGUUUCCUGUUUUUGAAAGGAUGUUCAUUUGAUUGUUUUUGAAUACAGAUUCCUGUCCUCAGAUUUUUGUAAUGAAUAGUGAAGCAUGUUUCUGUUUGAGGGUUUUUUUUUUUUUUUUUUGUCAUACCAUCAGAGCAAGAGGUUCUGUUUGACAUCAACUGAACAGAAAUGUGGAAUCAUUCUUCCAGUUAUCACCACACUGAUGGCUAACACAAUGUUUUUUAAAUAAAACAAUUAAAACACA
Messenger RNA from Onychostoma macrolepis, 2626 nucleotides. RefSeq names its product ribophorin II (gene rpn2). The record is from RefSeq and is a predicted model, not a curated record. The coding region runs from base 114 to 2042 and encodes 642 amino acids. Gene Ontology annotation, cellular component: oligosaccharyltransferase complex; membrane. The transcript has 18 exons. Gene Ontology annotation, biological process: protein N-linked glycosylation. Lineage: Eukaryota; Metazoa; Chordata; Actinopteri; Cypriniformes; Cyprinidae.